This is a messenger RNA of Capronia epimyces CBS 606.96, 1050 nucleotides long. RefSeq lists its product as uncharacterized. Gene Ontology annotation, biological process: nucleotide metabolic process. The record is from RefSeq and is a predicted model, not a curated record. The coding region runs from base 1 to 1050 and encodes 349 amino acids. Lineage: Eukaryota; Fungi; Ascomycota; Eurotiomycetes; Chaetothyriales; Herpotrichiellaceae. Gene Ontology annotation, molecular function: ATP:ADP adenylyltransferase activity; ATP binding. The transcript has 2 exons.
AUGUCCGAAAGAGACAUGCUGCUAGAUCUUGCGGAACCACUGCAAAAGCUCGUGACUGAGAAGUUCCGCACAGCCUACAGAGACAAAAGUAUACUGUUCUCAGAGACCACAGUCGCUUCGCUCCGGAGUCAAUGCGGAGCUCCAUUCCAGCUGCGGUAUUGUCCAGCACUGGCCAGAAAGCCCAAUGCAGAUGGACCAGAAAAGAAGGAGCCGGGCGCACCGAAAUUUGAUCCAUUUGCAGAUCCACCCGAGGAAUUGCUGGUAGCUAGUAUUCCAGCGAACAGGACAUCACAUAACCUGGUCUUGAACAAGUUUCCUGUCAUCCAAAACCACUUCAUCAUUGCCACUAAGGCGAACAAGCCUCAGACUGCUAUCCUUGAGGAGGAUGACAUCAGGAUAACUCACGCCUGUCUUCGCGCGUGGAGAAAUGAACAACAUGGUCCGACAGAAUCCCGACUCUUUUCCUUCUUCAACUCUGGCGAGCACAGUGGUGCCAGUCAGCCACACCGCCAUCUUCAAUUCCUUCCUGUGGAAGACAUGUCGAGUCUGGCAGCUCCCGGUUGGGAGCUCCUUCUUGACCGUAUGACGGUACGAGCCCACCCUGACGUACCUCUCUUCCGAGACCCUACGCUGCCGUUCCUGCAUUUCUCUACUCCGCUCGAAGACGACCUCUCAUCGACAAACUUGUACUCCAAAUACCUUUUGUUGUUGAAGUCGGCACUGUCGGCCGCACGGUUUCCAGACCAACCGCUUGAUCAAAAUGUGGAAGUAGAGAAAGAUGGACAGACUGUUCUCAGUUACAACCUAGCAAUGACCACCGAGAGAAUGGCUAUUUGCCCGAGGAGUAGGGAGGCGGUGGCAAUACCAGGGGCCGGUUCAGAAAGCUCCGUUGCUCUUAACGGCACAAUACUUGCGGGUACACUGAUGGUGAAAUAUGAAGUGGAAUGGGACACUCUCCGGCGGAACCCUUCACUGCUCGACGGCAUGCUUGCUUCCACCGGAUUCCCGCCAGCAUCAUGGGAACGUAGUAACAAUGGAACCAGAUCAUGA